CGGAUUACUGUCGCCUGAUCUCAUUCCUGUUGCUCCGUGUGAACAUGUGUUCUCUGGGUUUUGCCAGGUCUCUGGGUUUCGCGCUCAUACCGCUCGCCACCUGCUGCAUCGUGACAAAUGUCCUGCUCUUUAUCCCUGAUGGACAGGUGACCUAUGUUCAGAAAAAUCUAUUGACUACAUAUGUCUGGUACUUCAUGGGAAUUGGAGGAGGUGGUGUGGCUAUGCUGAUUCCGGCCGCCGUGUUUCUAGGAAUGGGGAAAUGUGCUAAUACCUGCGGAACGGAGAGUUGUGCAAUGUGUGGUUCAGUGAUAGCUGCUCUGGUGGGAAUCGCCGGCUCUGGAUAUUGCUUCCUGAUCUCUGUGAUGGCGCUCUUAAAGGGGCCGUACUGCUUUACCAGGUUGGGAUGGAGGUAUCCUUUCGAGAACGACGAGGCACAGUAUUUGUUCACUCGUGAGCAGUGGUCUGACUGCAUUCAGCCAGAACACAUCGUAGAGUGGAACGUGACCCUGCUGUCCAUACUGCUGGGUCUGAGCACACUCGAGUUUAUCAUCUGUUUCCUGCAGCUCAUCAGUGGAUUGGUAGCAGUGUGCAGGCCGUGCUGCUACAAACAAGAGUACAGCCUGAACGCAUGAGGAUCAACCGCCAGCCCGAUCAGCCAUCAGAAAAAAGUCAUCCGAGAUGGAGCAAACUUCCCUAAAUAGUGCACAGAUCUGCGGGUCACACUACAUGUCACAUUGACACUUUGGAUAUAAGAAUUUGUUUAAUAAAUAAAUGUAAAUGUGAACACUAAAAAAAAUGAAACACAUUUUUGCUGGCUGAAUUUAUUGGGACAUUUUCACAUAUCUGCAGCCGAAUUUGUAUUAGCAGUUUUCUAUAUAGAAAAAAUAUAAUGAAAUGCUAUAUUGAAAUAUAAAUGUAUUUUUUUAUGACCUUUGUUUGUUUUGUAUAAGAAGUUUUGUAAAUUCUUUUCUAAUUAUUGAUAGAAAUACAUUCGAUCAGUGUUGUUUUGAAUACCUAUAAAAGUUGCAAUAUG
Molecule: messenger RNA, 1033 nt
Organism: Xyrauchen texanus (razorback sucker)
Lineage: Eukaryota; Metazoa; Chordata; Actinopteri; Cypriniformes; Catostomidae
Product: transmembrane 4 L6 family member 1-like
Exons: 4
Coding region: 45-632 (195 amino acids)
Cellular component (GO): membrane
Source: RefSeq, a predicted model, not a curated record